AUGAAUGUUCGCCUCUUUCUCCCUCUCCUAGGCCUGCUUCUGGGGGCCCGCUCGCAAGAAUGCACCCCGCCGGACGGGCAGAUUUACUUCAACAUCACGGGACAGGAUUCCAUCGAUGCUUUGUCGUCGUCGUGCACGACGCUAGUCGGGCCGGUGUCGGUCGCGAGUAACUUCAGCGGGGAGUUUGUGCUGCCGAAAAUCACCAACAUGACGAACGAGUUUUCGGUGACGUCGAAGUUCAGCCCGAACGUGGCGGUCAUCGAUCUGCCGGACCUUGAAUACAUGGGGAGCACCUUUCGACUGGGAUCCGUGGCUGAGACGCUGGAACGGAUCUCGGUCCCGAAAGUCGAAUCCCUGCAGUCGUUGUCACUGUAUCAGUAUCGUGACAACGCGACGGUGGAUUUCAGAUCGUUGAGGACGCUGAAGGAUUUGUACAUCCAGGGGAAUUACUCCCGUGUAAGGCUGGACUCACUGCGGAAUGUUACAUCUCUGACGAUCUGCAAUACCAAAGAGUGCGACUUUCUCGGGACACAGACCGCGCGUCGGGGGAUGAAGGUCUCGUUGCCGAAUCUCGAAACGGUCGACAUACUCCAGGUUACGGGGGGAAUAGCCAAACUCGCCGUGCCCAAGAUCUCGUCGGGGGUGAUUCGCGUCGAAUCCGACAAGACGCCCGCCGAUUUCGACUUUGCUCAGGUGACGAGUGUACCGGAUGGCUCCUCUCUCAACAUACAAGGCCAUAUCACGAGGCUCUCGCUGCCUCGCCUCGAAAGUAUUUUAGGAAAUUUCGACGUAAAAACGAGCCACCCUCUGGAGGUAAACCUCCCUGUCCUCACCGAGAGCCAAGGUCUCUACCUCAACGGAUCAAUCAAAAGCGUCUCCCUUCCCGCACUCGAGGUCCCCCCUAGAAUUAGGGUCCAUUCUGAUCUUGAUCUCAACUGCGGCAAGCUGAGGGACGAGGUCAUCGACAAAACCGGCGAGCCUGCGCAGGAGUGGGAUAUCUUAUGCAAAUCGACGUAUAAGCCAUGGUUGAAUACGAAGAGGAAGGUGAUUAUUGGGGUUGUGGUGGGGGUGGGCGGACUGGCUGUUCUUGUGGCCGCUUGGUUCUUCUGGAAGAAACGGGCGUCGAAGAGGAAGAAGAUUGAUGGGAUGGUGGAUGAGUUGACGACGUGGAGGCAGAGUCAGGAUAAUCCGCCUCCGCCGUAUACCCGGAAUACUUAG
This is a messenger RNA of Aspergillus steynii IBT 23096, 1218 nucleotides long. RefSeq lists its product as uncharacterized. Lineage: Eukaryota; Fungi; Ascomycota; Eurotiomycetes; Eurotiales; Aspergillaceae. The transcript is spliced from 6 exons. The record is from RefSeq and is a predicted model, not a curated record. Bases 1 to 1218 code for a protein of 405 amino acids.